CACAUCUGCCUCUGUUCAAGCAGGCUGGAAUCAGGACUGGAUCCUUACUGGUGACACUGUAGUCCGCAACACCUCUGAACGAACCGGGACGUUUCCCUCUUAAGGAGACACGUUAUUCCCCUUUGGACGGAGGCUGCUGCAUUAGAAGAUCUGAGUUUUAGGCCUACAGAUGAGAGGAAAAGACAUGCUCUGCCUGCGUGACUCAGGCGACUGCCUACGGGACCAGAUGCAGUAUAUGAUGAGGUCACUGCAAGACCUGAAACAACUGCGGAAAACCUGUCCUGCAGCCAGACGCCCCCUGGCUCCCAUCAGCACCCAACUCCCAGCUUUAGUGCGCCACUCUGCUGUGGCACGUGCUUGUCAGCAGCGAGCACUGCAACGAGAACAGCGCACACGCCUGCGGAUGUCUGAUGCCAGCACAGCCAGCACCUAUGACUCUGCCUGCUGCCUGGGGAGUCCUCUGGAAGAGGAGGAUGACGACUCAAGCAGCCUCAGACUAGGCCUGGGGUCUCCCAGCAGCCAGAAAAGUUUGGAGUUUGAUUCAGGCUACUCUGAGGCAUCGUGGCAGGAUGAAGCGUUGAUCCUCAGGAGGACGAGGAACGUGCGGGUGUCAUCUUCAGCCUGCCUUCGCACAAACAGAGCACCAAGCGGACGUAUUCGACCCAAGUCCACGUCUGAUGCCUGUCUAGAGAGGUGGACAUCGUUUGAAGUCAGCGACCCAGAAGACUGGACAAACUCUUUAUUGACCAGAGGACGCAACCGGCAGCCUCUGGUCCUAGGUGACAACAGCUUUGCAGACCUCAUACAGAACUGGAUGGACUUGCCAGAUUGUCCCGAGCCCACCGAGCUAAAGCCAAAUUCAAGACGUGGACUGGGAAGAGGUUUUUUUGUCAACAUGAGGAGGAAACUGGUGGGGCUUUCUAAAAGUGUAGAGGACAGAGUGAAGAUCAGAUCCACAGACUCUGCAGCUCACGUUAACAGAGCUGCAAAUGCUCCAAAACGUCUGUCCUGUCCAGUUGUGGCAUCACAGGCUAAAGUCCCUUUUUUCCACCAGUCCCACUCGGGCAUUAAUGAGCUGGACACAGAUUUUUACCACUUUGCGGCCCUCAUGAAAUCAGGCAGCCGACAUCCCAUAAUCUGCAAAGAUAUCAUUGGCUACAUCUGACUUUUCAUAUAAAGCCAUGUACUGACUAGACAAUCCUCAGAGUCACUUUAUUUUUGUAUGACUGUUUUUUUCACUUUCUAUAUGCUGUGACUAAGCCAAUGGAAAAUAAAGAUGUUAUCAUAAUUUAAA
This is a messenger RNA of Morone saxatilis (striped sea-bass), 1294 nucleotides long. Its product is annotated as PAK4-inhibitor inka2-like. Gene Ontology annotation, cellular component: nucleus. Gene Ontology annotation, molecular function: protein serine/threonine kinase inhibitor activity; protein kinase binding. The record is from RefSeq and is a predicted model, not a curated record. Bases 170 to 1165 code for a protein of 331 amino acids. The transcript has 3 exons. Lineage: Eukaryota; Metazoa; Chordata; Actinopteri; Moronidae.